GGCGGUGAACAUCUGGCUCUCCGUGAUGAGUGCAUGUGUAUGAGAGGACACACACACGGGCGAGAAGAUACUAAACAAACUUUUAUGAAAAAGCUAAUCUUUUGAAGAAUCCUGUUGGCGUUUUGCCAAAGACCAAUUAGAGCUCAAACAUGGACAGUGACGUGGGAGUGAUGAACACCAGCCUCGAGAGUCCUCUGAGCCCCAGGCACCUGACUGGGUUGGGGAUGAACUGUCUUCUAAGCCAAAAGUACAGACACUCUGGGCCGGGCCUCACCAGUCCUCAGGAGUACAACCAGUGGCUGCCUUACCGUCAUGACGCCAGCCUGCUGCCCAUGAAAGAAGACCUGGCCUUCUGGCUCAACACCAUGAUGGGUGUGGACCUCACAGCAGACAGUCUGAUGGAGAGGUUGGAUAAUGGUGUUCUCCUCUGUCAGCUGGCACAGCUGCUCCAGGAGAAGAUAAUCCAUGCCAACAAUGGCAAGCCCUUUAUAAGAAGAGUGAUCCACUGGCGAGCUGAUGCAACUUCUGGAUCAUUUUUCGCCCGAGACAACACAGCCAACUUCCUUUACUGGUGUCGAAAGAUUGGCGUUGAUGAGGCUUACCUUUUUGAAUCAGAGGAUUUGGCACCCUCACCAGGCCAAACCCUGGUAUCUACUGCCAAAGUCUCUCCUACCACAGUAAACAGCCGCACUCCAACAGCUACACCUCCCCCCACCUCCCCACCAGCAGCUCAGACUCCUCGAUCCUCAAGCAAAUCCACGAGCCGGAGGAGCGCAGGCACCAACAACAUUUUGGAUGAUAUUGUGAGAAACAUUAUUGAAAACCCCCCUUGCAGCUGUCCCACCAGGUUCCUUGUUGAGAAGCAACCUAAAGGCUGCUACCGUGUUGGGGAUAAAGUUCUGUAUAUACGGAUGCUGAAUGAGCGUCAUGUGAUGGUGCGUGUAGGCGGAGGCUGGGAGACCUUUAUAAGUUACCUGCACAAACACGACCCGUGCAGAGGAGGACCGGCCGGCAGGUCUGAGGUCAGGGUCUGUAGGUACAAAGCUAAGCCACCCAGUUUGAACAUCUCACCUGACAGCUACAUGGUGGUGGGUGCCCAUUACCGUGGCAAGAAGUAGACUCAAACUUUUGCUUCUGGCUCCUCUUGUUUAAUAAGACCAAACUGUAAAAGGUCAAUGAUUUAACAUGUAAUUCAAAUCCUUAUUGCCUCAAAUUUAAAGAGAAAUCCAACUUUUUCUAUUGAAGUUGUAGAUACAACUGGUUCUUACCUGAUUAUUAUCUGUAUGAAUUAUUCAACCUACUGUAACAGUAGGUCAGUGAAGCUACAUGACUGUAUGUAUGCAAAGAUUAGUGUUAGAAAAUUGAUAAUCAAUGAAUUGUCUCAAGAGAAAAUGCCAAACCAGCUUCCUCAGUGUGAGGAUUGCUGCUUUUCUUUAUCACACAUGAUCACAGACUAAAUAUCUUUGGGUUUUGGAUGGUUGUUGAAUAAAACAAAUCUGAAUUAUAAAUUAUAACAGACUGUGACUCGUGUUAUUGUAGUGUAGUUAGUAAACAUACAGCUCCGAGUUUAUGUAUCAUGAUACUGUAGUUUGAAUUUGUAUUUUUGAGCUUUUUGGUAUUGUAUUUUUGAUAGUUUUGAUUCCUUAGU
This is a messenger RNA of Seriola dumerili (greater amberjack), 1648 nucleotides long. It is a transcript of the gene gas2b, whose product is annotated as growth arrest-specific protein 2-like. Gene Ontology annotation, cellular component: actin filament. The record is from RefSeq and is a predicted model, not a curated record. Bases 150 to 1118 code for a protein of 322 amino acids. Gene Ontology annotation, biological process: actin crosslink formation. Lineage: Eukaryota; Metazoa; Chordata; Actinopteri; Carangiformes; Carangidae. The transcript has 7 exons. Gene Ontology annotation, molecular function: cytoskeletal adaptor activity; microtubule binding; actin filament binding.